UGUGUAGGUCAGAAGGUGUGGCACCCUACAUAUAUAAUUACCUGCCAGAAUUUAUUCCAUUCAUAGGAGGAAGACACCUGUGCUACAGCCAUGGUCCAUCUAGAGAAAUUUUGUGCAAUUGAGGCUACAAAACCCCAGGGGGGAAAUGUUGAGUUAGUAAAUACUACGGUGACUAAUACUGCUUUUCCCACAGUCACAAUGUCCACCAAGAGGUUGUGUAAUGAAGACUACAAUGAUUACAGUUCAACAGAUGUGACUCCUGAUGGCACUUUCCCAGAUGGCUUGAACAAUAUUUCCAGUCCAUCAUCCUAUCAACGAUUUGGAGAAACAAAUGGUACAACAUGGUACCAAACCUUAAUACAUCUCUUGAAAGGAAACGUUGGUACUGGCCUGUUAGGACUUCCGUUAGCAAUCAAAAAUUCUGGUAUUGUGCUGGGUCCCAUCUGCUUGCUUGUGAUUGGAAUCAUCGCAGUACAUUGCAUGGACAUCCUCGUUAAAUGCACUCACCACCUGUGCCAGAAGCAUCAAAAACCAUUUCUGGACUAUGGGGAUGCUGUCAUGCAUGGGCUAGAGGCCGGUCCCUUUUCAUGGCUCAGAACUCAUUCUGUCUGGGGAAGGUACCUAGUGAGUUUUUUCUUAAUUCUUACUCAGCUGGGAUUCUGUUGUGUAUAUUUUGUAUUCCUUGCUGACAAUUUCAGACAGGUUAUAUCUGCUGCCAAUGGUACCACCAAUGACUGCAAUGCCAAUGAAACUGCUCUGAGGGCUCCAACGAUGAGCUCUCAGUUAUAUAUCCUGUCCUUCUUACCAUUUGUGAUAUUGCUCGUCUUCAUCCAGAAUCUCAAGAUUCUUUCCAUUUUCUCCAUGGUGGCCAAUAUUUUGAUGUUGAGCAGCCUGAUAAUGUUAUACCAGUACAUUGUCCGGGACAUUCCAAAUCCUAGCCAUCUGCCUAUGGUAGCUGCCUGGAAGACAAUGCCUCUCUUUUUUGGUACAGCCAUCUUUGCCUUUGAAGGCAUUGGAGUGGUGCUCCCUCUAGAAAACAAAAUGAAGAACCCUCAGCACUUUCACACUAUUCUGUAUGUGGGAAUGGCCAUUGUCACCACGUUCUACCUCAGCUUGGGAACACUAGGAUAUUUGCGCUUUGGAGCUAACAUCCAGCCCAGCAUCACUCUCAAUCUCCCCAACUGUUGGUUGUACCAGUCUGUCAAGCUGCUCUACUCCCUCGGAAUCUUCUUCACUUAUGCUCUGCAGUUCUAUGUCCCUGCAGAAAUAAUAAUUCCUGUGGCUGUUUCCAAGGUCCCUGAACGCUGGAGAUUAUGUUGCAAACUGCUGCUGAGAAUAUUCCUGGUCUGCGUAACAUGUGCCCUCGCAAUACUGAUUCCUCGCUUGGACAUUGUCAUAGCUCUGGUAGGCUCGGUGAGCAGCAGUGCUCUAGCACUUAUUAUCCCACCCAUCUUGGAGAUCUUCACCUAUUAUUCGGAAGGCCUGCACCCGCUCAUCCUGGCCAAAGACAUUCUCAUCAGCCUCUUUGGUAUUACUGGCUUUGUUGUGGGGACAUAUGAAUCUCUCUAUGAACUGAUUGUACCAACUGUGUCCAAUGCCACCACUGCUUUACCAUGACACUGUAACCUGUUUCACUUUGAGAAGAUAUCUUCAGUUCGUAUGGAACUUGAGUUUCUCCAUAGCAACUGCAGAAACCUGGGGCUCCUCCUUGCUUUUAUAAGUUAAACAGAUACAGCUAUGGUUAAAAAGAAGGGGCUCUUAUUUAUUUAUGCUUCUUUUUUUGUAUGGGGUUGAUUUAGGAGACGUCAUAAAAAACAAAAAAAAGGGUGCUCCAUUAUGAUUAUCCUUACCUGGAAGAAAUUGAACGUCUUGCAAGCAUCUUGGAUUUUACUAGAUUUCUAAAUCAAGAGCAUUGAAUGUGGGGAGAAUUAAGAAUCCUAAUAUUCCUCACCAGAUCAUUUUUAUGAAGUCUUUUGAGCAUCAUGUUAUCAGUUCAUUUUUAUUUUCAUUGUUCUUGUUUUAAACUGCUUCAGGCUACCAAUUUAGAAACUAUUGUCUCAUUUCUAAAAUAAAUUCCUCCUUUUGGAUAGUUGCAUGAAAAGCGAGAUAUAGCUUGAAAAUGAUAGCUAACACAGAAGAGGGAAGCGCAAAUGAAACUCAGUGUGUAAUAUUAUAAUGCUCUUAUCUCAUGAAGUUUUGUGUCUAUUGGUAAUAACACUGAAAACUAAAAAUAGUAUCAAGCUGCCUAAUCUAUAAUUUUCAGGCAACACCAAUUGGACUGCAUAUAAAAAGGGAAAUAAGGUUUAUAUUGCCAAAUCCAGCACCGUGCUAGUCUGACUCUAUAGCAGGGUUCAUAUCAAAAUGCUAUGGGGAAAAAGAUACGUGUAUGAGCUGGAUAGGGGAUUGAAAAGUGUUUUUAAAGUUUUUUUUAUAGUUGUGGAAACAAUAGGAUAUUGUAAACCAAUUAUCUAUUGUAAUCUUUUGCUUUGUUGUAGCUUCAAGGUACAUUCACUAAGCAUACUUUUGAAAAAAUGGAAAAGCUAUGCCCUGAAUGUCAUGAUUAUAAUCCAAUUUCAUGUAAACAAUAAUUUCACAUGAGUAUAUGUAUAUACACUAUAAAAAACAUAAGGUGAGUCAGA
Messenger RNA from Protobothrops mucrosquamatus (brown spotted pit viper), 2639 nucleotides. Its product is annotated as proton-coupled amino acid transporter 1. Bases 91 to 1617 code for a protein of 508 amino acids. Gene Ontology annotation, molecular function: amino acid:proton symporter activity; L-alanine transmembrane transporter activity; glycine transmembrane transporter activity. Gene Ontology annotation, cellular component: vacuolar membrane. NCBI's taxonomy places the organism in Eukaryota, Metazoa, Chordata, Lepidosauria, Squamata, Viperidae. The record is from RefSeq and is a predicted model, not a curated record. The transcript has 10 exons. Gene Ontology annotation, biological process: glycine transport; L-alanine transport; proline transmembrane transport.